Molecule: messenger RNA, 354 nt
Organism: Plasmopara halstedii
Lineage: Eukaryota; Oomycota; Peronosporomycetes; Peronosporales; Peronosporaceae
Exons: 1
Coding region: 1-354 (117 amino acids)
Source: RefSeq, a predicted model, not a curated record
AUGAACGCAAUGAUCGUGGAUGAUGUGCGUAGAUUUGGAGUUGCGACGAAAUACCAAGGAGAUGAAGACGAGAAAUAUACCUUGCAAAUGGUUUUAUACUGGCUUUCCAAAGCACCUUGUACUAAGUCAAUUUUAAAAGAAUUAAACUUUCCGAAUGCGCUAAGUUCCUUCGUCAUUCAUCCAAAGGCAUUUCGUCAAUCUUGUACUACUUCACUAGCUCGAACCCGUGCCUGCGCUGCUUCAUCUCGUCUCACCGCACCUGUAUCUCAGACUCGAACUGCUUUUGGUUCAACUCGAGACGGCUGCGCUCUAAGUUCAGACUUUGCUUUCCCAAAAUCAGCAGAGCUUCCGUGA